CAGCUGCACAUUGUAUCCAACUCCGGGAGUAAUAGUAUGAGUAGUGCUUUACAGUGUUUAGACAACGUUUACAGUGCGCGCAUUUGGAAACCAGUGCCUCGACUGUUUCUGCGUUCACGUCACUCACACACUGAGCCCGCAAGCGCCGAGUGGCGAGGUGGAGAAGAGUCGAACAAACUGCAAACUUAGCCACUGAAGUCCUCAAACUCACAGAGUGAGGAGGCGCCACGCGCAAACAAUUCACCCGCUGUGACUGUUUCAAGGAAGGAUACGCCGCUGGACAUGUGAAUUUAAAGGAGAUAAAAUGCCAAGCACAACCAUGAAACCAACGACUGUCCUGUGUUGCUUCGGCUUUCUCCUGACUUGCGUCCUGUUUGGGGCGAGCUCCUCUCAGUCAGGGAAGCGACAAACAGAUGCAUCUCACAGCAAACAAAAAGUAUGUGCUGGUACAGAGAACAAACUGAGCACACUGUCGGACCUGGAGCAGCAAUAUCGCACCCUGAGGAAAUACUAUGAGAACUGUGAAGUCGUCAUGGGCAACCUUGAGAUCACGAGCAUCGACCGCAGUCGGGACCUCACCUUUCUCAGGUCCAUCCGAGAAGUGACAGGCUAUGUGUUGGUGGCCCUCAACCAGUUUGACUACCUGCCUUUAGAGAACUUGAGAAUCAUACGGGGAACCAAGCUGUACGAGGAUCGGUACUCCCUUGCGGUCUUCCUCAACUACAGGCGCGAUGGGAACUUUGGCCUGCGCCAACUUGGUUUGAGAAACCUCACAGAGAUCCUGAGUGGAGGCGUUUAUGUCGACCAGAACAAGUUCCUCUGUCAUGCGGACACAAUCCACUGGCAAGACAUUGUCAAAAACCCACGGGCCCAUCCUGUGGUGGUGCCCACAAACAGCAGCGUCACAUGUCAAAAGUGCCAUCGUUCCUGUAAUGGCCGUUGCUGGGGACCGAAGGAGGACCAGUGUCAAAGCUUAACUAAGACGGUGUGUGCGGAGCAGUGCGAUGGCCGUUGCUUUGGUCCCUAUGUAAGUGACUGCUGCCAUCGUGAGUGUGCAGGUGGCUGCCAUGGACCGAAGGACACAGACUGCUUUGCUUGCAUCAACUUCAAUGACAGUGGUGCAUGUGUGACUCAGUGCCCCCAGCCAUUCGUCUACAACCCCACCACCUUCCAGCUGGAACAUAACCCCAGGGCAAAGUACACCUAUGGAGCCUUCUGUGUCAAGAAGUGUCCACACAACUUUGUGGUGGACCACAGUUCCUGCGUAAGAGCGUGCCCCAGUAACAAGAUGGAGGUUGAGGAAAAUCGUAUUAAGAUGUGCAUUCCUUGUACUGACAUUUGCCCGAAAGCAUGUGAUGGCAUUGGUACAGCGAGCCUCCAGGCUGCUCAGACAGUGGACUCCAACAACAUUGACAAGUUUGUCAAUUGCACCAAAAUCAAUGGCAACCUGGUGUUCCUUAUUACUGGAAUCAAAGGGGAUGUUUAUCACAAUAUUGAAGCACUGGACCCAGAAAAGCUGAACAUAUUCCGCACCGUUCGGGAGAUCACAGGCUUUUUGAACAUCCAGUCUUGGCCUGACAACAUGACAGACCUGAGUGUUUUCUCCAACCUGGCAACUAUCGGGGGAAGAGCACUGUACAGUGGGAUUUCCCUGCUGGUGUUAAAGCAGCAGGGCAUCUCAUCACUGCAGCUUCAGUCUCUGAGAGAGAUCAGCGCCGGGAAUGUCCACAUUGCCGAGAACAGCCAGCUUUGCUACUACAACACCGUCAACUGGACGAGACUCUUCCGUGCUGCAAACCAGAAGGUGUUGGUUCGCAACAACAGAAGCCCAGUCGAGUGCUCCAGGGAGCACAUGGUGUGUAACCCACUGUGUUCAGACGCAGGAUGUUGGGGUCCUGGCCCAGACCAAUGCCUCUCCUGCAGAUACUUCAGCCGUGGACGAACCUGUGUGGAUACUUGCUAUCUUUAUGAAGGAGAUAUUAGAGAGUAUGCCAAUGGCUCUGUGUGUGUGGAGUGUGACGCCCAGUGUGAGCGAACCGACGAUGACUCUUUGACCUGCGACGGUCCGGGCCCAGAACAUUGUGUGAAAUGCGUUCAUUUCAAGGACGGUCCCAACUGUGUGGAAAAGUGUCCUGAUGGCCUCCAAGGUGCCAACAGCUUCAUCUUCAAGUAUGCCGAAACCAACAAUGAAUGCCAUCCCUGCCACUCCAACUGCACGCAGGGGUGCAUUGGACCAAGACUACAGGACUGUAUUGGCUGGAUGGACAGAACCCCUCUGAUCGCAGCAGGGGUGAUCGGUGGCCUCUUCAUGGUGGUGAUUAUGGCACUGAGCGUAGCAGUGUCUCUGCGCCGGAAGAACAUAAAGAAGAAGAGAGCCCUCCGUCGCUUUCUGGAAACAGAGCUGGUGGAACCUUUAACACCCAGUGGAACAGCACCCAACCAAGCUCAGCUUCGUAUCCUGAAAGAGACAGAACUCAAAAGGGUCAAGAUCCUCGGCUCUGGCGCAUUUGGGACUGUUUACAAGGGUAUCUGGGUCCCAGAGGGUGAAACAGUGAAGAUUCCUGUAGCCAUUAAAAUUCUAAAUGAAGCUACUGGACCCAAGGCUAACGUAGAGUUCAUGGACGAGGCCCUGAUUAUGGCUAGCAUGGAGCACCCCCACCUGGUCCGCCUGCUGGGUGUCUGCCUGAGUCCCACCAUCCAGCUGGUCACACAACUGAUGCCUCAUGGGUGCCUGCUCGACUAUGUCCACGAGCACAAGGACAAUAUUGGAUCCCAGCUGUUGCUCAACUGGUGUGUCCAGAUCGCCAAGGGGAUGAUGUACCUGGAGGAGCGUCGGUUGGUCCACAGAGAUCUAGCAGCACGAAACGUCCUGGUCAAAUCCCCCAACCACAUUAAGAUCACCGACUUUGGCUUGGCUCGCCUGCUGGACGUGAAUGAGAAGGAAUAUAACGCUGAUGGAGGAAAGAUGCCCAUCAAGUGGAUGGCCUUGGAGUGUAUCCAUUACAGGAAGUUUACUCACCAGAGUGAUGUUUGGAGUUAUGGAGUAACCAUCUGGGAGCUGAUGACCUUUGGCGGGAAGCCAUAUGAUGGGAUUUCCACCAGAGAGAUCCCAGACCUGCUAGAGAAAGGAGAACGUCUUCCGCAGCCGCCAAUCUGUACCAUCGAUGUCUACAUGGUCAUGGUCAAAUGCUGGAUGAUUGAUGCAGACAGCCGGCCUAAAUUCAAGGAGCUGGCUGCGGAGUUCACUCGAAUGGCGCGUGAUCCCCAGAGAUACCUCGUCAUCCAGGGUGAUGACCGCAUGAAGCUGCCCAGCCCCAACGACAGCAAGUUCUUUCAAAGCCUCCUGGAUGAGGAGGAGCUGGAGGAUCUGAUGGAUGUUGACGAGUACCUGGUGCCCCACUCCUUCAACAUUCCACCACUGGCAUACACGUCCCGCCCAUGCAUGGACUCCAACAAGAACCAAUUUAGCUACCAGGACCCCAGUUUCAGCAUGGAGGACAUGCUGGCCACCCUCCCCAGAGUGGUCUCUGUUCCACCUGUAUCUGGGAGUUCCCUCCCUCCACAGGACCUGGCCUCGGGGGGACAACUUGGUGGUGGAUUUGUUCGUGGCAACCAAGACGACCCUCGCUGCAAUGGCACCCUGAGGAAGCAGGCCUCCCCAAGGUCAAGCACCCUUGGGACAUGUUCAGCUCUCACUGCAAGUCAAGGUGGAGGGGACGACAGUAGUGGACAGCGAUACAGUGCCGAUCCAACUGGUCUUUUAGCAGAGCGGACAAAAGUGGACAAGGACCAGGAGGGCUUAAUGGCUGCCAUGAGAGACAAGAACAACUCAGACUACAUCAACCCUGUAGAGGAAAACCCAUUUGUCACACGUCGGCGGAAUGGUGAUGCCCAUACAGUGAUUGAUGGAGCAGGUUGCCACACCCUGCACAUGACCGGAGCAACCGCGGCUCCCAAGAUCCAGUCCACCCACAGGGACGAUGAGUAUGUCAAUGAACCGCUCUACCUGAAUUCUCUCCUUAACCCUGGGGACAAAAAUGGAUUGGCUGGUACAGUCUCCAUCUCUGGCCCCGGGUCCACUGCCGCGCAGACAGUAUCGCAGACAGUCAACCCAUCAACAUCGAGCCACACCGUCUCAUCCACUGGAUAUGGGCUACCUCCUGGCCACCUCCCCCAUCCCUCUUAUCCAUCACACACCCUGCAUCCAGGGCAUUCGGGACAUGCUCUGCACUCGGGCGUCACCAGCAACACCAUCAUGUAUGAUAAGAAAGGCAAAAAAGCCACGUUUGACAAUCCUGAAUACUGGCAGCACAGUCUCCCCCCAAAGUCCACGCUGCACAACCCUGAGUAUCUGCAGGACUGCAGCACACGCUUCUUCUACCGACAGAAUGGACGCAUUCGCCCCGCUGUGGCUGAAAACCAGGAAUAUUUGUCUGAGGCUGCUAUGAAAGCCGGCAAUGUUUUGCCACCCCCGCCAUACAGACAGAGGAACACUGUAGUGUAGUGACCCACCUGUCGUACAACUGAGGGGGGACUAGAGUGUUGAGAUAAUUGGAACAUGAACAGUCAUUAAGUUUCCUUGCUUCACUUGUCUGCCUGGGCUUUUCUCACACCGUCCCUGAGCCCUUUCUCUCCGUUGUAUCUGAUUGCAAGUCUUUUAUUCUCACUCGGUGGUUCUGCCUUUACAGGACCACAAUAGUCAUUGACAGCCUCACUUUACUUCGACUAAGUUUUUCAGCUUCACACUUGAUCCCCAGAGCAGGUAGACACAUCACGUCAAUGUGGGUUCAGUCUCGUCGUGUCAUGGCAUUUUUAGUACUUGUGUACUUGAGUACAGGAACAACACAAUCACAAAAAAAAAAAUAGAUGCUUAAGAGAAGAAAAAGAAACAAGCAAACGUGAGCCCAAAGAGAAUAUUAUUGCCAUGACCUUUUAAUUAUAAAUGCUUUUCUAUUCACACCAAUAAAUUACCAUUCCCCAUUUCACCAUGUUCUUUUAAUCUCAUUUUCCACAAGGCUAGAUUACAUAUUGCAGUAUGUACACACUGCUAUUGCUUGUGUGCAAACUGUCAAAUGACACACACAUGCUUUAUGUUGUGACCAACCAGCAAACUUUCAGUCAUACCGGGGAGCCCAGAUGUGGCUUGAACAUGCCUGUUCAUGUGUUGUUGUUUUUUUUAGCUCGAAAUGUAUUCAUUUUACUGCACCAGUGACGGAAUUUAAACAUUGAUCACACACAUGUCUUACCAUACCGACAACAGCCUACAACACGCAGUCAGUGCUGCAGUGCAGAAAACGGUUCAGCAGGGGAGAAAAUGUCACAGAAUUAUUGUGAAAGGCAGUGGUAUCACCCUGAACUUGGUGGAAAGCAUUCAACAGAUUACUUGCAUGGCUAGAGAGGGAUUUAAAAGAUUGAGCACUCAGAAGAUGACCCAUAACUUCCUAUGGUGAGAUCCCUACUGUUCCACAUCAAUCCACUCCGAAGAGCCAGCAAACCGUUCAGUUUAAUAUUGCCUUCAUGAGAUCACUGUAAGCACCAUUGUGACUGACAUAACCAGUGGUAACUGCGACACUAGGAUUUAUGUCUUAAUGGGAAUGGACAACUCUUUUUCAUGGGACGAGAAGCAUGAUUGUGGAGAUUUUUUUAAAGAGGGUCUAAGGGAAAAAUAUGAGUUUAAAAUCCAGAUCAGCAUGGGUUUAGUUGUUUUCUUUCUUUUUAGGCAUCAGGACUCUGUUUACUUCGUCACCUUGUGGAUGUGAAUAAUGAAGUGCAGGGUAAACGGCACAGACACUCAGCCAGAGCUCAGUGGCAAUAACAAGGUUGCUUACCCUGCAGAGCUGUAAAUAUGCCAAUUACAUGUCCAGGAAUAAUUUUAGUACAUUAAAUGAUGAGGAUAUUUGUUUGUUCAUCUCUCUGAGUUCAUAUACUUAUGUAUGUGGUCGCGAUAAGCCUCCGCUGUGUGUCAUGGGGUUAAGGUGGUUCAGGAGGAGAGACGGUUCGAACGUCCACAGUUUUACCAUGGAACACCAAAAA
Molecule: messenger RNA, 6033 nt
Organism: Solea solea (common sole)
Lineage: Eukaryota; Metazoa; Chordata; Actinopteri; Pleuronectiformes; Soleidae
Product: receptor tyrosine-protein kinase erbB-4-like
Exons: 29
Coding region: 305-4504 (1399 amino acids)
Biological process (GO): protein phosphorylation; positive regulation of cell population proliferation; cell surface receptor protein tyrosine kinase signaling pathway
Cellular component (GO): basal plasma membrane; signaling receptor complex
Molecular function (GO): transmembrane receptor protein tyrosine kinase activity; ATP binding; epidermal growth factor receptor binding
Source: RefSeq, a predicted model, not a curated record